AUGACCAUCCAAGAAACCACUUCCAGUGUCCUGAUAUUCACCCUGUGUAACUACCCCUCGUUGCUCACCAAUGGAAUUUUGAGACUUGAACAAAUUGAAGAUAUUCCGUUGGAAUAUUUUCCUGCUGAAGAGCGGCGAGAACAUCAUGUCUUUGAGCAACUUUUAGACUCUUAUCCUGGUCUUCUGGAGAGCUGGUGCACCGUCUUCUGCGUGGAUAGAGUUUAUGCUUACGAUUUACAGAUCAGUAAGGGAGCCGCAGGUGCCAGAGGUGAUGAUACCAAAACGUUGAAGUCUGCGAUACUUGACUGGAUUUCCCCCAAAGGGGAAGGCAUACAGCCUCCUUUACAUAGAAAUUCUAAGAUUGACCGCAGUUUUAACCACGACCUUACAGGAUCUCUUCUUUGUCCCGCUGGGUUGGACUGGAACGACCCUCAGACCAAAGAGAACCUCCAAAGUGGCGAGAUGAUGGUCUGUGGGGAUCAAUGGCCCAUUUUUUUGUAUGCCCACCAUAUUUAUGACCCUGAAGACCUGUGGUGUGGGCUUCUUAGGAGCCGCUUGCUAGUCUACGCCUACAAGCACGUCUCGUCCUCGGUGUUCUCUCAUACUGACACAACUACAGACUUGGAAACAUUCUAUCAUAGCCUCCUCGACCUCUUACAAGACCCUGAAGAAUACAAGGAAAUCAACGAGCUGCUAACCUGGUGGAAUCGCCAAGUUUUCCCCACUUCUUCUGCGGCCAAGAGACCCAUCAGUGCCAACAGCGCCUUAUCCAAGAUUCGACAAAAAUGUUUGGCCCUCAAACAAGCUUCGAAUUUAAAUACCAUCUCUUCAUAA
Messenger RNA from Suillus fuscotomentosus, 834 nucleotides. RefSeq lists its product as uncharacterized. NCBI's taxonomy places the organism in Eukaryota, Fungi, Basidiomycota, Agaricomycetes, Boletales, Suillaceae. The record is from RefSeq and is a predicted model, not a curated record. Bases 1 to 834 code for a protein of 277 amino acids. The transcript has 7 exons.